AUGUCGUCUCGUUCUAGUGCCACUCCUCGAAGCAACCUUUCCGAAUAUCAGUCGCGUCGCGCGUCCAGCUCGGCGACACCGAUCAACCCAUUUAAGCCUGCGAUAAAGGCAGCGCGAACAAAGUCGCCUCAGCAACCAGCUGCCGGACCUUUCUCAGGCAUGCGACGCGGAGAACCGAUGGCCGUCAAGGCGGAGCCGUUCACACAAGCCGCAACCCCUCUUUCUUCUGGGCAUCCUAGCUCCGCCUCUUCAUCCGCCACCCCCGUGUCACCUGCUCCUCUGCAGCCGCGCCGGACUGUGACGAGUGCUACACCAGGAGGCUCGGCGAAGCUGGAAGAGCACCCUCGGGAACGUUUGCAAUCAUGGCUGAACAAGUACAUGGAAGAGAAGAUGGCGAUUCUCGAGCAACGUCUUAGCGGUGGAGAUUCGGAUGAGGACCCAGAAAUGGCAGACAUGAAACUCGGACAUUAA
Trichosporon asahii var. asahii CBS 2479 is the source of this 471-nucleotide messenger RNA. RefSeq lists its product as uncharacterized. The record is from RefSeq and is a predicted model, not a curated record. NCBI's taxonomy places the organism in Eukaryota, Fungi, Basidiomycota, Tremellomycetes, Trichosporonales, Trichosporonaceae. Bases 1 to 471 code for a protein of 156 amino acids. The transcript is spliced from 4 exons.